Molecule: messenger RNA, 1377 nt
Organism: Haliaeetus leucocephalus (bald eagle)
Lineage: Eukaryota; Metazoa; Chordata; Aves; Accipitriformes; Accipitridae
Gene: SLC52A3
Product: solute carrier family 52 (riboflavin transporter), member 3
Exons: 3
Coding region: 13-1377 (454 amino acids)
Biological process (GO): riboflavin transport
Cellular component (GO): plasma membrane
Molecular function (GO): riboflavin transmembrane transporter activity
Source: RefSeq, a predicted model, not a curated record
CAGCCCUGAGCCAUGACGCUGCUCACCCAUCUCCUCGCCUGCACCUUUGGCACGGGCUCCUGGGUGGCCAUCAAUGGGCUGUGGGUCGAGCUGCCGCUGCUGGUGACGGUGCUGCCGGAGCAGUGGGACCUGCCCUCCUACAUCACCAUCAUCAUCCAGAUGGCCAACGUGGGGCCGCUCUUCGUCACCCUCAUGCACCGUUUUCGGCCCGGCUUGCUGAAGGAGGUGGCUGUUAUCUAUGUGGUCGUGUCCGUGGGUGUCGUGGCCUGCUUGCUGCUGGCCUUCCUCUGGAACUACACGUCCCCCAUCGCCGGGAGGCCCCACAGCACCGCCUUCCUGAUCCUCACCUUCUUCCUGGCCCUGGUGGACUGCACCUCCUCCGUCACCUUCCUGCCCUUCAUGAUGCAGCUGCAGCCCCAGUACCUGACCACCUUCUUCAUCGGCGAAGGGCUCAGCGGGCUGAUCCCCGCUCUCAUCGCCCUGGGCCAGGGCUCUGGCAUCUCCAGCUGCACCAACAUCACCCACGUGGUCAACUUCACCACCGGCAACGAGACCGUGGAGAGCACCGUCUUCCAGCUGGAAACCCGCUACCUCCCAGCCAACUUCUCCACCCACCUCUUCUUCCUUCUCAUGACUGUAAUGAUGCUGGCCUGCUUGCUGGCCUUCUUCUUCCUUGCCAGGCAGCCCAAGGUGUGGGAGCUCUCCCAGCAGCAGCUGUUUCCCAGCAGCAUCAUGCUGAGCUCAUUUGACCAGAUCCCCAAUGAGGGAGCUGGCUCGCGGCUGAGCGGAGGCUGCCCAUGCCCGAAGGAUGCCAAGGGGCCCAGGAACAUCCUGCCGCAGAAGGUCUCCUACCCCCUGGCCAAACUCACCUUCAUCUACCUCCUCAUCGCUUGGGUGAGCGCUCUGACGAAUGGGGUCCUGCCAUCCGUGCAGUCCUACUCCUGCCUGCCCUACGGCAACACCGCCUACCACCUCGCGGCCACGCUCAGCUCCAUGGCCAACCCCCUCGCCUGCAUCGUGGCCAUGGUCCUGCCUGGCAGGUCCCUGGCCCUGCUGGGCACCCUCACCAUGGCGGGGACAGGCUUUGGCGCCUACAACAUGGCCAUCGCGGUGAUGAGUCCCUGCCCUCUCCUCCAGCAGUCCCAGUGGGGCGAUGCCACCAUCGUCCUCUCCUGGGUGCUCUUCACCGGGACGCUUUCCUACGUGAAGGUGAUGGCCGGGGUGAUCCUGCGGAGCCGCAGCCGCAGCGCGCUGGUGUGGUACGGGGCAGUAGAGCAGCUGGGCUCCCUCCUCGGGGCCCUGCUCAUGUUCCCCCUCGUGAAUGUCUACGGCUUCUUCAAAUCCGCCGACUACUGCAGCCUGCAGUGCCCGGCAUGA